This is a messenger RNA of Paraglomus occultum, 585 nucleotides long. The record is from the annotation of a GenBank genome assembly. Lineage: Eukaryota; Fungi; Glomeromycota; Glomeromycetes; Paraglomerales; Paraglomeraceae.
AUGGAAUUCCUAUCGCAGAGUCGUAUCAGGCAGAAUGACAAUUAUGUUACCGUCAGCAUUUUUAUCAAGAACACCAAGGAAGAUGCAGCCAGCAUCAACUUUGGCAAACAAUCUCUUUCAGUUUCGGUAAAACUCCCAGCAUCGGAAUAUUCUCUUGAAUUAGAUCCACUUGCGCAUGAAAUCAUACCAAGCGAGAGCAGAUAUGAACUGUUAUCGACAAAGAUAGAAAUUAAGUUGAAGAAGGCGAGCGUUGGAUUGAAGUGGGGCGUAUUGGAAGGCGAGGAUAAAUUGGCCGUGUCUAUGGAAACUUCUGGUGGCAAGCUGUCAUAUCCAUCAUCAGCCCGAAAAGCCAAGAAUUGGGAUGCAUUGGAAAAGGAAAUUGCUGAAGAUAAAGAUGCCCCAGAAGGGGAUGCAGCUCUCAAUGCUCUUUUCCAACAACUGUAUCGCGAUGCUGACGACGAUUCCAGACGUGCAAUGAUGAAAAGUUAUGUUGAAAGCAAUGGGACGUGUUUGAGCACUAAUUGGGAGGAAGUCAAGAAGGAUAAGGUUGAAACCAAACCACCUGAUGGAAUGGUAGCGAAAAAG